AUGGAAGCACCGCAGGAAAGCCAGGGGCUGGUCAUGUGGUUACAUGGUUUGCAAUCCUGUGGAUGCCACAUUAAGAAGAUGCUGAUCAGCACCAGGAUACUGAAGACUCUGCCCUGGGUGCAGUGGAGGUUUCCUGAGUCAGAUGUUGGCGAGUUGUCAAUCCUUCCUGGCCAACGCAUGAAGAGCUGGUUCGACCUGCCGGAGCAGCCAAUUAUGGAAGCACGCUCCCAUCGCGGAAUGCAAGAGGCUGUGGACCGUGUUCACGGGCUGCUCUACGAAGCUAUAGAGCAAGGAUUUGUUGCUGAUCGCAUUCUACUUUGUGGCUUCAGUCAAGGCGGAGCGCUAGCUCUACAGGCAGGACUAACAUUCCCAAAAGCUCUGGCUGGAAUCUGCGCCGUGGCGAGUUGGACUACAGCAGAUCUUCCUUAUGCUACCGAGAAGAACACUCUGCCCAUCUUGAUGUGCCAUGGUAGCGACGAUGUUAUGGUUCCCAUUGAAGUCGCAAGAAAGAGCUGUAAAUCGUUGGCGAUGAGGGGCUAUAGCAAAGUCAACCUUGUGACAUUCAAGGGGUUGCGUCACCAGCUCAUCUCCCAUGUGCUGGAAGAGACCCUGGAGUUCGUGAAGCAACUUCUUCCGUGCUGCUCUGCUGAGCUGGCAGCAGCCGUCCCUUUGAAAGACUUGAACGGAUGCUUGAUUUGGCUGCAUGAUGCCACUGUUGUCGGAGAAGUUGACGAAGCCCUGAUGACUGAUAGGACAAGCAAAGUUCUUCCACUUGUCCAUUUGCAGUUAGUGCAGCUCUCUGACAAGGAAGCAGUGAAGGACGGCUUGUCCCUUCUCUCUGUUGUCACCGCCCAGCUGCAGAAAGCAAAGUCUGCUGGUUUUGCCGCUGAAAGGACGGUUCUGGGUGGCUUCGGAGCAGGCGGCACUGCAGCGUUGCUGACUUUGCCUCGUGCUGGCCUUGCAGGCCUUGUGUGCAGCUGUGGAUACGCAUCGAGUGGGCUGCCUCCGCAAGUUUCGACAGGAGAGGACGAGCUCAUCGUGGUUCUUCAUGGCCUGGAGGACGAUGUCGUUCCGAUUGAAGUUGCUCGCGAGCAGUGGCAGGUGCUGGGAUCGAGAGGCUACCGCGGAGUUGCGUUCAAUGCCAUGAAGGGCCUUCGCCAUGAGUUCACCAUGGGACUCUGGCAAGAUGUUCUUGAAACGGUGGAGGCCAUACUCGGAGUAGGAGCAGACGGCUGUGCUGGCCGUGCGCCGCAAGGCAUUGCUUGA
Molecule: messenger RNA, 1266 nt
Organism: Symbiodinium pilosum
Lineage: Eukaryota; Dinophyceae; Suessiales; Symbiodiniaceae
Source: the annotation of a GenBank genome assembly